Nycticebus coucang (slow loris) is the source of this 4667-nucleotide messenger RNA. Its product is annotated as schlafen family member 13-like. Lineage: Eukaryota; Metazoa; Chordata; Mammalia; Primates; Lorisidae. The record is from RefSeq and is a predicted model, not a curated record. Bases 537 to 1115 code for a protein of 192 amino acids. The transcript is spliced from 4 exons.
UUUGAUCCCACCACCAGCGGUAUAUGGGGCCGGUGCCCUACUCCUUUGAGCCACAGGCAUCGCCCGUACAGGAUGCAUUUUAACUUAUUAUAAGAAAUAUACAUGACUUCAUGGAUAAUGAAAGAAUCUUAAAGCAGUGUAUACCCAGGUUUUCCCACUUAUUCUUUGUGGUGUAACUAUCAUGAUUUUUAUUUCUACAUUGUAACAGCACAAUACAUAGUUUUAUUUUAAAUAAAAUUUUUUUUAGGCUGGAGUGCAAUGAUACGGUUAUAGCUCACUGCAGCCUCCAACUCUUGGCUGAAAGAAUCUUUCUGUCUCAGUUUCCCAAAUAGUUAAGACUAUAGACGUGGACCAUCCCGCUGGCUAAUUUUUUAAUUGUUGAGCGGGGUCUGGCUAUGUUGCGCAUCCUGGUCUCCAGCUCCUAGACCCAAGUGUUCCUCCUGCCUUGGCCUCCCAAAGUGUUGGGAUUACAGGCAUUCGUCACCACACUUAGCCUAAAUGAUCAUUUAAAAAUUAAUUUUCCAUCAAGAAAGAGCAUGUUUUAUACUUUUAUCUGCAUAUUUACUAUCUUUGGUGCUUUUCAUUUCUUUUGUAGAUUUGAGUUUCAAUCUGGUAUCUUUUUGCUUCAACCUAAGUGUUCGCCUGCUUCCCAAAUCGUGGGUAAGGAACGAGUCAGCAUGAUGACAAAUACAAAUGAAGUGCCAUCAGAUCAUUUGAGAUGCAUUAUCAAAUCCGUCUCGCAGAAGCUGGUCUCAGAGCAUGAAGGACCGAAGGAGUUAAUAGACACUCAAAUGUAUCCUUUCUCUCAGGGAAUUUUGAUCUUCUCCAGCAGUCGGCCAGUGGAUCUGAACUUGCAAGAGAAGAAUAACAAAAACAUCUGCAAGGCAGUAACCUUGAAAACUUUCAUGGAAAAUGGCUUUGAAUAUAUCCAACGCAUCAUCAUCAAUGGAGCUCAGAAUUUCAGCACUGAAGUUGGGGAAUGGUAUAAGAAGGCAAAAACCAUCACUCAGAGAGCACAGCCUCGCCCAGGAGUUUUCUGGAUCUUUCUAGACUACUUCAAGGGCAUCUCCAUCUUAUUUUUCUUUUUUUUUUUAACAACUUAUUGUUGGGGAUAAUUCAUUGAGGGUACUAUAAGCCAGGUUACACUGAUUGCAUUUGUUAGGUAAAGUCCCUCUUGAAAUUGUGUCUUGCCCCCAGAGCAUCUCCAUCUUGAAUGAGACUGGUCUCCCCCUUUUCUCAGGCCAGUAUCCAAAAGCAAAGCUGACUGCAGAAACAAUAGUCAACUUCUUACAACGAGAAAUGCAAGUAAUUAGAAGUAAUCCCCCAUGUAAUGUCCCCCCUGAAUCCCUAAAAAUGAUUCUUGGAGCUGAGUGGGCUCAGGGUAGUCAGGGAUUCUUACAAAUCGAGACAGACUUGACUUUUCAGGAAAUAGUGACCUAUGUGGCAGACACCUGCAGUUCUCUCUAUGAGAAGGGCUGUUGUAUUUAUCAGGAUGUUGCUGUGCUUGCCAGCACCACAAUGGAAGUGGAGUUUUACAGGCGUGAGAUCCAGAGAGCAAUGGAGAGCAAAAGCGUUGGGCAGCUUAGUGAUGCAGGUAACAGGCUCCUGACACUGAGGAAGAAGAUUGCGCAGAUUAGAAAGGAAUGUAAAGGGAUUGAGUUCCUGAAAGUGAUGAGAAAGAAAGGGGUUAAGCGGCUUAGUAGUAAUGCACGUAACAGGCAUGAGCUCCAGACAGCGAGGAAGAAGGAAAGGGAUGAGCAGUUUAGAAAGGCACGUAACAUAACCGCUGAUCUCAUUGUUUUUGACAGUAUCCAGCAAUUCUCAGGGCUGGAAAGGAGCGUGGUUUUUGUGAUCCUUCCGCAACAUCUAAUAUCUUAUGCGAUAUUCGGCUCUGUCUGGCUUCGAGGGCAAAACAACAACUACAUAUUCUGAGGUGUCGGUCGUCACUAUUAGGAAGAACUCCUAACGAAAAGGAGAUGAGAUGCGGGCACAGACGGGAACUGUCCUCCUCCCUUCUUGCUCUCCUUUCAGGGGUUCCUCCCUCAACUCUUUUUAGCAGCUCUGGUUGCCCCACAUUCUGUCCCCCUGAUUUUUCCAGAUAGAAAGAUGGUGAUUUUCUGUGGGAGCUUUGGCAGACUUGUGCCCGGCACUCUGGGUACAAGCCAUGAAAACAAGAAUCUCAUUCUGUGACUUUUCAGUGAGAGCGGAACUUGUAGAAGAGUUUAGAGAGAAUCUCAACACGUAGAUAACUACAGGUUUGGAAAAGCGGUUUAUUUUCCUUUUUAAGGGAGGAAAGAGUCCUGGAUGCAAAAGGAAGUGAGAAGUGUUCCCCCAGGGGAAAGGAGUUUGGGAUUUUUAUUGGCAUAAAGGGAAAAAAUUAGUUAUUGUUGUCAGCUGAUAGCAAAAGGCAGCUGUGAAGUGGCUGUGCGAGGUUUUCCUUUUUUCGCCUCUUCUCUGUCAGGCGGACUUAUCAGUUUCUCAAGAACACGGUCUGAUGGCAUGUGGGGGAGGGCCAUUCUCCGUGAGAUAGUUUAUUAGCAACGCCGGUUUUCAUCCCCCGCUUCUAUUAGAAUUGAUAUUCUUAUCAAUGGAUUCGAGAGUAGUUUCGGCUGGGCUGAAACAAUAAGGGCUCUAAUUUGGUUUCGUACUAACGUUAUAAUAUGGCGGAGAAUAUAGGGUCCGAAAAUGAGUAUUAAAUGAGAGUUGUUAGUUCUAAGAGAGACGUUAACUAAGAAAUAUGGCCACGCAUGAUGAGGAGAGUCCACGAUUUUGACGAGUUGGAAGGAUUUUUGCACUGCGAGGAAAGAGGGAUGUUACAGAAUGCGUGCAGGGGUGUUACUGAACGGGUGUUAUCAGAGUUGUGAGUAUUGGCAACAACGGACCGGCCUGAUAGGUAAGUUAGGAUGUGGCGAUAUUUGUAGAAUGACAAGAGAAGUAUAAGGAGGAGAACAAGGACAAGCAACCGUAUAUACUAGAGUAUACUAUUGAAGUUUACGAUUUGGGGGCUUUUGUCAAGUAAAUAGAAGUCUGGUAUGGAUGAUGGGCUGGCUGGUACAGGCCAGUGGAUUUUCAGUGAGUUCAAGGUGGUGGAAGUAGGUUCCUCUGGAGGAUCAGUGGGUUUGUGUUGGGAGAGAUGAAACCAGGAUCGGAUUUUUAGAAGCUUAGUUGUAGUGAGAGUAGUGCGAAUUAUUUGCAAGGGACCUUUUUGCAAACGGUAGAAGGGCCACAUUUGUCUUGUGACAUCUUUAAGUAAAGCCCACACUCCAGGUUUUAAAUGUUGAGUUCUCUUUAAAUUAAGGGGUUGAGGGAGGUGGGCAUAUGUAUAUUUUGAAAGAGUUGUCAAGUGAUCUCAACCAUUGGCAAGGAAGUUUUAGGUGAGGGUGGGGAAAUUGAGGUCAAAGGGACAGGCGAGUUUAAAAGGGCUAAGAAGUAAAGGCACUUUAGGGCAGAUGUGGCGUCUGUAAAGAUCUAGAAAGAGCGUAGGGAAGGUUGUUUAUCCAGUGUUGUCAUCGUUUGAAGGAAAGCUUUAUAAGUUGUCGUUUAAGAGUUGUGUGAAUCUCAGGUUAGGACCUUUGACAGAAGUACCAUGAGUCGCGAGAAGUCCCUCCUCUUUUCAAAUCGCCAUGGAAGAGUAUAGGACACGAUACGUAGACUUAAAAUCAGUCUAAUGUUCUGUCGUUGAUCUUUACCUAAUGGUAAGGCCCUAAUAAGGGUGAUUAGCUCUAUCUCAGAUGGUUCAAGACCACUCUCAAUUGUAUGAGUCAAUGUAACAUUGGUUAUUCUGGUUUUUCAGUGGCCAUCUUGUAUGUAUUUUUAACGGUGUAUUAAUUACGAUCUUAAAUUUAUCUUGAAAUUUUAUUAUAAUAACAAUUUAAAAACAAGUUUAAUUAUGAAAAUUAUCAAAGUCAAUUGAAUGAAAAGUUUAGGCGGUUUUUUUUUGUUUUUUUUUUUGAGACAGAGUCUUACUCUGUUGCCCUAGGUAGAGUGCUGUGGAAUCAUAGCUCAAAGCAACCUUAGUCUCCCGGGCUCAAACAAUCCUUUCACUUCAGCCUACCAAGUAGCUGGGACUACAGGUGUCUGCCACAAGGCCCCACUAGGUUUUCUAUUUUUAGUAGAGAAUGGGGUCUUGCUCUUGCUCAGACUGAACUCGAACUCCUGAGCUCAAGCAAUCCACCUGCCACCUCAGCCUCCCAGAGUGCUAGGAUUACAGGCAUGACCCACUGCCCCAGCCUUGAGGUUUUUUUCCUGUUUGUGAUAAAAUAUUUGAAGGGGGGAAGGUUGGGAGAAGGGGCAGAAGGAGUUGAGAGGGAGAAGGGAGUGGGGAGAAGGGAGGCAGGAGGGGAUUUGGUAAACUCCCACCUAGUGGGUAUAAUGUAGGGGUAUAUGGCACGUCUUCUGGGUGAAGGGCUCAACUACAACUUGGACUUUAUCUAAAAUAUCCAAACAAUGUAACGUAAUCAUUUGUGCCCAUAUAGUGAUCUGAAAUUGUGAUUCCCUAACUCCAUCUGUUUUGAGCAAGUGAACCAGACUUACUCCAUUUGUUAAGAGCUUGCAGCUCCCCCCCCAUGCCCCAUAACCAAAAUAGCCCCUUGAGCAAGCAAGUUUACUUAUGAACUACAAUCAGUGUAACCAUGUCUUUGUAUCCUCAAAUAAUCCUAAACAAUAAA